Molecule: messenger RNA, 726 nt
Organism: Pleurotus ostreatus (oyster mushroom)
Lineage: Eukaryota; Fungi; Basidiomycota; Agaricomycetes; Agaricales; Pleurotaceae
Exons: 6
Coding region: 1-726 (241 amino acids)
Cellular component (GO): cytoplasm; nucleus
Source: RefSeq, a predicted model, not a curated record
AUGAUUUCGUUUACAGUUUUCCUAGAUGCACCCCACAUCUUACGGCCGGUCGACCUCGUGGGGUUAAACCCGAAUUCGAAUCCCCAAGCAACAUUAGAAGCACUAGAUUCCGCAGCUGAACCUGAUCCAGCACUGGCGCCCCGGGCGUGGUGGAAAGUCAACGAAGACAGGACUGUUGCGUACGGCUUGGAAGAGACAUUGGAAUUGCUUCGCGACGUAUUGAAGGAGCAGAAGUUCAAUGGUGUUUUCGGCUUUAGUCAAGGCGCUGCGUUGGCUGCUAUGCUCUCGGCACUACUUGAACGCCCCCACGUUGUCCCGUCGUUUCUAGUAAACGGACAACUACCCCACCCCCCUUUCGACUUCUGCGUUGCGAUCUCAGGCUUCCGACUACGCGACCCCCUUGCAGAUACCAUUUUUGCGGACGGAUAUUCGACGCCAACUCUUCAUGUAAUCGGGAAGACGGAUGUCAUCGUAGUCGAAGAACGCUCGCGCCUACUCGUUGGCAUCUCAACCCAGCCCAGAGUCGAAGAGCACGAAGGUGGCCACUUUGUUCCUUCGAAGGGGAAUUGGCGUAAAUUCCUCGCUGAUUAUCUCCGCGACCCCGCUUCAAGCGACCUUGUGCCGUCUCCUAACUCGUUUACAGGUGUUUCUAGCGGCCCGAAUUCAGGUGCUGCCACACCGGUUGGUCCAACCUCGGGAGGAACGGUCCUGAUGAUGAAGCUCUGA